Molecule: messenger RNA, 2061 nt
Organism: Chilo suppressalis (striped riceborer)
Lineage: Eukaryota; Metazoa; Arthropoda; Insecta; Lepidoptera; Crambidae
Source: the annotation of a GenBank genome assembly
AGCAGUAUGAAAUGGUUCUGUGUCACACAGUGCCUGCAUUAUUUUGGAGCAAAAUCCGACACAAUUCCUUGUUGGAAAACCUUCUGUGUAGCUUCAAAUUAUUUACGAAACACAGCUAACCUGGCUGAGUAAAACGAUUGAGGUUAUGUUGACAAACGUAUCGAACUUUGAUUUCGUGAAUUUUUGUGUUUAUUGACUCGAGUUCCUAUAACAAUCAAUUACUUUUGUGUUGAAAUGAACUCUGGAAUUGCGUACUAAAUAGAUUUAGUCAUUAAAGACAGUAUUUUGCGGAUUUUGGUGAUGUUUCCGUUUUAGGUUAUUAAUUGUUGUGGUUGUGAUUUUGACUGAGAUUUUUCAAGAUUUUUCGCAAAAGGAAAGUGUUGUGUGCGGCCAUGGCGAACCGAGUGACAGGAACCUGUUGUACUGCGUCGGUGGAGCGGGCUGGCUUACCAGGAUUACUAAGAGACCUCCAGCGUCUAUCGGAAGAUCAAGACUCUUCAGAUAUUGUCUUCAUCUUGGGAACAGCAGAAGAAAAAGUUUAUGCACACAAGAUCAUAUUAAUUGCAAGAUGCAAAAGUUUUCAAAACACGAAGCGCGGAGAGGUGUGCCGUAUCCCUGGAUGUACGGUUACGCCAUCUAGCAGCGGGCAGCCCACACCGAUACGAAUGCCGCACGUUCAACCAGAGACAUUUAGACUGUUCAUACAGUACGUUUACACCGGAAAGCUGCUACUUCAAGACUCAGGUGUAUUUGAAAUGAUGACCCUGGCGGCUGAUUUAGGUGUUGAAGAUCUUCGGGCAGCAUGUGAAGAUCAUGUUACUUCUACAUUGAGCGUGGAAAGCGCUUGCACACUUUUAGCAGCGGCUAUGGAAAUACAAGAUAGACCAGGCGGCAAAAGUGCUUCUUCGUUCAUGGAGCGCUGCAUCGCAUUCAUUGGGGACAACGCAGCGGACUGCGUCAAAUCCAACGCGUUCCUCAACCUACCCAAGGAGGCGUUAAUCAAACUGAUUUCAUCAGACUUUCUGUGCCUAGAGGAGGAGGAAGUAUGGCGGUGCGCCCUCGCGUGGGCCAAGCAGCGCGCCGGCGUCACGCAGCCCACCGCUCACUGGACAGAAGAGGAGCGGGCGAGGGUCUGCCAGCAUUUGGCGCCUCUGAUGCAGCACGUGCGACUGCUGCUCAUCGAUAGCGCGGUAUUCGCGGAGGAGGUCGAGCCUACUGGUGCUGUUCCCAUGGAGUUGUCAUUGGAGCGAUACCGCCGCGCCGCCCUCCACGCCGCGCCGCGCCCCGCGCCCGAUGCUAGAGCCUUGCCACGAAUGGCUGUUAACAUGUUCGCUGGAUCAUUGAUUCUGCAGCAAGAGAAGAGUGCCUUCCAAGCUGUCAUUAAUAACUGGUGCGGCACACCGAAGCAGUCGUGGCGUUUAGUAUUCCGCGCGUCGACGCACGGCUACUCGGCGCAAGCGUUCCAUUCGCACUGCGACGGCGUGUCGCCCGUAAUGGUCGUCGUGCAGCUAUCCCGCGGCGAAGUGAUAGGCGGGUACUGCGAGGCGGCGUGGGGUAGCGCGGGCGCGGGCGGGUACGUGGCGGCGCCGCGCGGGUUCCUGUUCACGCUGGGCUCCCCGCCCUCCCCGCCCUCCCCGCCCUCCCCGCCCGCGACCUACCCGCUGGUCAAGAAACCGUUCGCGCUGUGCUCGCAUCCGGAUUGCGGUCCAAUAUUCGGCGCGGGCGCAGACCUUCUGAUCUCCAACAACUGUAACACCAACAGCGACAGCUACAGCAACCUGCAUUCGUACGGAGCCGACCCCGCGCCCCCCUCCCUCGCCCCCGACUACAACUUCACAGUGCGAGACUACGAGCUGUUUACACCCAAACAUAACUGACCAGUGACCUGAAAUUAAAUCAAAAAGGGAAGAUACGGUACCCUCAAACUAGCAUCAAAUAAAAUAUGAUCCGACUCAACCACAUAAGCAACUCACACACGCACACGCCUGUAAAUAAAUAUUCAAUCGAGCGAGCGAGACAGAACUGUACACUUCAAAGCAGUGCGAGCGAGACGGCGAGUCU